AUCGGUAAACAUGGGUGACAGAGACUAUAACCUGACGGCGGAGCAGCGCGCGACCAAAGCCAAGUACCCGCCCGUCAACAAGAAGUACGAGUAUUUAGACCACACUGCAGAUGUACAGUUGCAUUCAUGGGGUGGCACGUUAGAAGAAGCAUUUGAACAGGUUGCCAUGUCUAUGUUUGAUUAUAUGACUGACAUAGAAACUGUGCAUCCUACAGACACACUUGAAGUAAAGGCUGAAGGAGAUGACAUGAUGUCUCUGCUCUUUCAUUUUUUGAAUGAAUGGCUAUAUCGAUUUAGUGCAGAUAUGUAUUUUAUUCCAAGGGAGGUGAAAGUAGUUAGUUUGGACAGAAUCAAUUAUAAGAUUCGAUCUAUUGGGUGGGGGGAAGAGUUUGAUUUGGCCAAACAUCCACAGGGCACUGAAGUGAAAGCCAUCACCUACUCAGCAAUGCAGAUUCAUGAAACUGAAACUGCUGAAAUUUUUGUUAUCAUUGAUAUUUAACUCUUUGAAAUUUUUUUUUCUGAAUUCUACAACUAUCAGUUAUAAAAUAAAUUCAACGCAACUGUUAACAGCUAAAAAUUUUGGUGUAGGACGUUUAUCCUUUGAUGGUGGGCAAGACCCAGUCAGUACCAGUAUCAAGAUAACUGGCUUUUACAUCACCUCAUUCUCCUUUUCAUUCGAUGAAAUAUUUCCAUAUAUUUUUCAGAAGCCACCCAGCCGAUAAAUAAAUAAUACUUGCAUUUGACAUAGCGCUCUUCGCGACUUCUGGAUGUCUAUAAGUGCUUCACAGAAUAGACUGUAAAGUGAAUUGACUGUAUAUUUGUGAGAGAAACGCGGAAGCCAAUUGUGCACAGCAGUGUCCCACAAGCAGCGAUGGAUUGAAGUGACCAAUUUAUUAUUGUUUUUUUUUUGAGGGAUUAUUAUCGCGUAUGGAAUAAGGAAACUGGAGUAAGGAUAGAUGAUGGGAAACUGUCAAAAUAAGUCCCUUGAAGUAGGAAUCAGAGGUACUUUAUUUGAAGCAGUGCUUUAUUUCACAUGUUUUUUUUCAGUUUAAAAUCUCCCUUUCUGAAAAUAUAUGCUUUUGCAGUUCAUCCGCCUACAACAUAGACUAGGAAAUAUAGUAACAGUUUGGCAGACCGGUUUACAUGAUGUCAUGUAGGAUUUAUGUACCUUGUGGGAGGUUUCUAUAGACAGGUAAGUUAUUUUUGUUUCAGGUCUGCCCUUCAUCUGACAAAAUAUAGAUUAUCCGAACACUGGAAAAACACAGCAUGCACUGGACAAACUGGUAAGACUUGAUAAGGCGCUACAUCACAGAUAAGGCACACAGAGCCUAAUAAUAAUCCCUCCAAAACAAAAAACAAUAAUAAAUUGGUCAUUUACAAACCACGACUGUUUGUGGGACAUUGCUGUGCGCAAUUGGCUGCCGCGUUCGCCCACAGUUAAUUCACUUUACAGUGUGUUCUGUGAAGCGCUUUGGGACGUCCUCCCGACGUGAAAAGCGCUAUAUCAAAUGCAAGGAUUAUUAUUAUAUCAAAUGUAAAGAUUAUUUUUAUUAAGCACCUAAGUGAAUGCAAAAGGUGUUACCAGAGUAUCUUAUCAAUUGUAUAACUUACCAAAGUUUGUGGUAAUGUUAAGAACUGAUGCGUUUGUAAUUGAACCUUUAAGAUCAUGUUAAUAUACUGAGGAAAAUUAAAGUUUUAGUAAUUCUAUACAAUAAUGCCUCUGAAAUCAUGAGGUGUUUGGGGGUAAGAGAAGGAAAUCGCAAGUACUAUAAUUUUUCAAGUAACAUUGAGAUGCAUCAAAUACUGUAUAUUUCUCAAAGAAUUCUUAUCACUUUGAAAUUGUGAAAAGCAAUUUCAUACCUGGUGAGAAUAUAUGUGUGAAAAGUUGCCAUAAAGGUUCGACCUUCACUUUAAUGUGUCUGGUAACUAUCUUAAAAUCUUGAUGUACUAUUUUAAGGUGUUUGUAUUAAACUUUGAUGAAAUCAUGUUUUAUUGAUUUGAGAUUUACAAUAAAUUUGUUAAAAUGC
Callorhinchus milii (elephant shark) is the source of this 2027-nucleotide messenger RNA. RefSeq names its product zinc finger and BTB domain containing 8 opposite strand (gene tslig1). Gene Ontology annotation, biological process: tRNA splicing, via endonucleolytic cleavage and ligation. Gene Ontology annotation, cellular component: tRNA-splicing ligase complex. The record is from RefSeq and is marked provisional. NCBI's taxonomy places the organism in Eukaryota, Metazoa, Chordata, Chondrichthyes, Chimaeriformes, Callorhinchidae.